Molecule: messenger RNA, 291 nt
Organism: Bursaphelenchus okinawaensis
Lineage: Eukaryota; Metazoa; Nematoda; Chromadorea; Rhabditida; Aphelenchoididae
Source: the annotation of a GenBank genome assembly
AUGUUUCUCACUGGUGAACCACGAGAUCGCCUGCUUAAAAUUCAAUUUGGCGAACCCAAUGCAGAAGGAGAACCAACUUAUAGAACCUACGAUGAAAUCCGCUCAUUGCUCCUAGAUUCGUACCGCAAAGACGGCGGCCAAACUAUUGCCCGCUCAGAACUCGCCGUUCUCAGGCAAAAACCUGAAGAGUCAGUUUCCCAGUUCCUGCAACGCCUCGCCCGUCUUGUCGCACGCUUAGACCCCGAAGCCUCUACAACGGUCAAGGAAAAGCGUGUCUUUGAGAGUUCAUGA